AGAAGGUGCGUUUUUCGUGAGUCUGUGAUAAUCAGUCUUGUAGGUGUCGUUCUUUACUAAAGUUGACGACGAUUGACAAUUUGUCACUGUAUUCAUUUGAAAUCUGAAGAAAAUCUUGUGUAUUUUACAAAAGAAUUUCUAUCUGUUAAAAUAAAAAUUAUAUUUUCGUAUCGAGAGAUCCAUAUCCAUAUAAUCUUUAAGAGGUGGAAUAAGCAAUAAGAAACUAUAUGACUAAAAUGACAUUAAUUGACGGAAAAAAGGUUCGAGAUUUUGAAAUAAAAAACUAGUAGUGAAAGUAAAGCGUUUAAAUUUCAAAGUACGAAUAUAUUCAUAGAAAAAAAAGAGAAGUGCAAUCAUGUAACAGCGUAUUUAAUCUGAUCUAACCUAUCAAAUGAGCAAGAUUGAUAACAAACAAUAAAACGGCACUAUGAACAUCCUUUCAUCGUGUCCUGGAUUAUACUGCGGUAGAGAGUUAUUGCCGGAUGGAAACUGGAGUGAUUGUGGCGCUUGUCCACGUGGCUUUCGUGCCAAUGCCUCCUCGGCAUGCGAACCAUGUGACGAUGCACCAAUGUUCUACGACUGGCUUUAUCUAGGCUUUAUGGCCCUUCUAGCCCUGGUGCUGCAUUGGUUCUGCAUCGAUAUGGUGGCCAUGCGUCGUAAUAUACCCAAGGAAGUGAUUGCUCUGCACCUAUCUGCAUUGUUUGAGAUAGUGCUGGCAUCUCUUAUAGUCCUUCAACUGACAGAUCCAAUUGGAACGUUCAACGUCAAGUCAUGCAGAGCAAAAAAAUUAUCAGAUUGGUAUACAUUACUUCACAAUCCAAGUCCUAAUUAUGAAACAAUGUUACACUGUACACAAGAGGCAGUUUAUCCCUUAUAUACUAUGGUUUUUAUCUUCUAUGCCUUAGGAAUAAUUCUCAUGCUAUUAAUAAGGCCGUUAAUAGCAAAGAAAUUCUUGCCAAAGCAGGGCAAAUUCUCCAUUUAUGCUGCGUUAUACUUUUAUCCAAUCCUUGCAUUACUUCAUGCCGUGGGUGGAGGUCUAAUAUAUUAUUCUUUCCCUUAUAUCACUAUUAUUUUGUCGGUGCUUUCAAAUGCAGCACAUUUCGCAUUUAAAUUGAAUCAGACGGUAAAAUCGUUGCUUCUAAGCUCUAUCUCAGACAUAAAAAAUGUAAUAGUCAUCUUGGGUCAUUGGCUGCUGCACGGAUAUGGUGUGAUAGCAGUCGCAACUCUUCGUGGAAUCAGUAUACAUCCUGCGAUGUUGUGUAUCGUCUUAUCACCCGCUCUGUUUUAUAUCAUGACAGCAAGAUUCACCGAUCCACAUAAACUUCAUAUUGAAUGAAUUUUUCAUGUAAUUCUUUUGUAUCCUACACAUUAAUAUAUUUAAAUUAUAAUAAAUACAUAAUUUUGCGUGAAGCAUUGCAAGAUUAUUUCGAUAAAGAUUUUCCAAGUUUAUGUAAGCAUGGUAUUUCUGGAAAAAAAAUUCUAGAUCUUUGUAUUUGAUGCUUGCUAUGUAUGUGUAUAUUACAUUACACAUAUAAACGUUAAGGACAUACUUCUUUUAAUUAAAUAUAAUGGAUGUAUACAAAUAUAUAUAAUUGAAAUAA
Messenger RNA from Pogonomyrmex barbatus (red harvester ant), 1601 nucleotides. RefSeq names its product JNK1/MAPK8-associated membrane protein. Lineage: Eukaryota; Metazoa; Arthropoda; Insecta; Hymenoptera; Formicidae. The record is from RefSeq and is a predicted model, not a curated record. Gene Ontology annotation, cellular component: membrane. Gene Ontology annotation, molecular function: ubiquitin protein ligase binding. Gene Ontology annotation, biological process: response to unfolded protein; ERAD pathway.